CUAAAUUAUUCAUUAAAUAUUCAUCAAUAGAUAAUAUGUAUCCAUAAAAUAAAAAUACAAAACUAUUUCAUUUCAAUUAUUUUAAACAAAAUGAAUUUAAUAGAUAUGAAAUUUGAUAUAAAAUUAUUUUAUUCUUAUUAUACAAUAUUUUCAAUAUUAUUCAUUAUACAUUUACAUUUAUCAUUCAUUAAUUGUAAUAAAUUAAAUUCUAAUUGGAAUGAACAUGUUAAUCCAUAUAAUCAAGAAACUAAUAAAGAUAAUCAUUUUAUAAAAAGAAAUUAUUAUUAUAAUAAUCAACGUCAUCAACGAAAUAGAUUACCAUCUUAUAAUGGACACAUGAAUAAUGAACAAACACGUUCACCUAUUUAUCAAAAUUCUCAUUUAAAACAAUCUAAUACAUAUCGAUUUCAAAGACAUUGGGUACCAUAUUCAAGAAAUAUAGAAUAUGUUAAUCCUUCAAUAAGAAAAUAUUCACAAGAAUGGUGGAAGAAAAAUUUUCUAUCUAAUAAUUAUCCUAAUAGAAAUAUUGAUUAUAGGAGAAAAAAUCAUACAUUAUCAGAUCGUGAAGUAAAUGAUUAUGUAAGCAUUUAUUCAUCAGAUAGUUCGAAUGAAUAUGGUAAUACAAAGCCUGAAAAUUAUUUUGAAAGUAUUAUGACUUUAUCCCAUCCUAACGAUCGUGUUUGGAAUGAGAAAGAACAAUAUUGGGGUUAUGCACCAAAUUCAUUUAGUACACAACAAGGAGCUGAAAUAUCUACUUAUUUAUGGUCACAAAGUGCAAGACAAUUCGAUGAAUGCAUACCACCAUUUUGUAUUCCUGCUCAAUGUGAUUAUUAUUCAAAUGGUCGAUCAACUUGUACACAAAAUCCUCCAUGUUUAGGCUCUACACCAUGUUAUCAGAACGAUCCAUCAUGUACACAAGCAAACUAUGGUGUACAGUGUAAUGUAAUGAAUUCAACAGCUUGUAAGCAAAUGUUAAAUCUGCAAUGCAGUUUUGGCUGUGUUAAAAACGGUUCUAAACCUUCAGAUGUAUUAUGCGUAUGCAACCCCUGGGCACUACAAAACAACGAUUCAUCUUGUGUUUCGGUCGAUCUAGAUAUAUUCAAAUGCCCUUUAGGAUGUAAUGGAAGAGGUCGUUGUGAUCCUAAAGCUGGGAAGUGCUUUUGUUACCCUGGUUUUAAGGGACAAUCAUGUGAAUUGGAAGAUAAUUGUCCAUCAGGUUUAACAGGACCUAACUGUGAGUAUGAUGUUGACGAAUGUCUAAGUGGUAGGAGUGGAUGUGAACAAAGAUGUGUUAAUACUUAUGGCUCGUUUCUUUGCGAGUGCGAAAACGGUUAUGUCGUUGUACAAGACAACCCAAAAAGAUGUAAACCAUCAGAGUGUUUGACAAAAUGCCACUUAGGAAAUGGAAAAUGUGACACGACAGGCAAAUGUCACUGUUUACCAGGUUAUACAGGAGAGUGGUGCAAUUUAGACAUUGAUGAAUGUAAAUUAGGAACACAUAACUGUGAACAAGUAUGCAUUAAUACUCCUGGAUCCUACCUAUGUGAGUGUCACUCAGGGUACAAACUUAACUUAACUGAUAGAAAAUCUUGCCAUCAAGUCACGUGCAAUCCUAGAUGUACUAUUAAUCAAGGAUUUUGUUCUGAUGAUGGAAUAUGCACCUGCCGACCGGGGUUUACCGGACCAGAUUGCAGUGAAGAUAUAGAUGAGUGUAAGACAGGGGCUCAUAACUGCUCUCAAAGAUGUAUUAAUACAUACGGCUCUUUUAGCUGUGAAUGCUAUGAGGGGUAUGAAUCACAAAGCGGUGAUGGUUUGAAUUGUAAAUCUAAAUGUUCAGAGAGAUGCAUGUCUAAUAAGGGAAAGUGUGAUGCCACUGGAAAAUGUUUAUGUCGUCGUGGAUUUACAGGUCUUGACUGUUCUGAAGACAUAAAUGAAUGCGAGUUGAAACCUAAGCCUUGUGUUCAAGGCUGCGUUAAUACGUAUGGGUCAUAUUAUUGUACGUGUGAUAAAGGGUAUCACCAAGAUCACAAAGGUCACUGUCUUCCAAAUAAAUGUAGUCCUGAAUGUGUUCAUGGACAAGGUGAGUGUACAUCUAAUGGAAAAUGCCUGUGUAAUCCAGGUUUUCGAGGGUUAUCUUGUGAGACAGAUGUAGAUGAAUGCGCCGAAGGAAAACAUAAUUGUCAACAAGAAUGUAUCAAUACUCCUGGGUCUUUUAAGUGUUCUUGUCAUUCAGGCUACAAAAUAUCCACUGUAAAUUCAUCAAAAUGUGAACCUAUUUCUUGUCCUUCUCAGUGCAGUUUAAUAGAUGGUGAAUGUUACUGUGAAUGCAAGUUUGGACAUUUUGGAUUGAAUUGUAAGCAAACAGUAGAUUCAUGUGCAAUUAAACCAUGUGACCAAAUUUGUGAGGAUUUAGGUGAUGGGAAGUAUAUAUGUAAAUGUAAUGAAGGUUUUGAACCAAGUCCAAAUAAUCCUAGACGAUGUCAGCGUAUAUGUAAAGAUGGUAUAGACUGUAUAUAUGGAAGCUGUCGAACUGUGUUUUCAAAUGACACAGAUCAAACUUUAUGUACUUGCUUAGAAGGAUUUUACGGAACAAACUGUCAAAACGAUGUAAACGAAUGCUUGAAUGAAAAUGGUCAAAAACAUUUUUGUGAACAUCAUUGCAUCAAUACAUUAGGAUCAUAUCAAUGUUUUUGUGAUCCGGAUUAUGAAUUACAAUCUGAUGGUCGAACGUGUAAAAAACAGUUUAAACGUGAAAUGAAGUGUCCUGAAUACUGCCUAAAUGGUGCAACUUGUAAAUCAACUGGUGAAUGUGUAUGUCAACCUGGUUAUGAAGGAAUAUAUUGUGAAAAAAUAAAAGAUAUUUGCUCAGUACUUAAGCUAUGUGAUCAAAAAUGUUUUCCCAAAGAUGAUGGUACAUAUCAUUGCGGUUGUGAUCCUGAAUAUGAACUUCAAGCCGAUGGUCAUAGUUGUGAAUUAAAAUCUUCUUGUAAUUUCAAAUGUCAAAACAAUGGAAAAUGUUUUGAUGGAAAAUGUGUAUGUACAUCAAAUUUUGAAGGAGAAUAUUGUGAAAAAGAUAAAAAUGAAUGUGAUCAAUCUAUUUUUGUACAUGGUUGUAGUUAUGGAUGCAUUAAUACUUAUGGAUCAUAUGAAUGUAUAUGCCCAGAUGGAUAUCGAAGACUUGCCGAUAAACGUACAUGCGUUAAAGAAGACAAUGUAUCUUGUAACCCGCCUUGUAAAAAUGGUGGUAUUUGUCGACCUGGUAAUCUAUGUGAAUGUACACGUGGAUAUGAAGGUAUUCAAUGUGAAUUAGACAUAAAUGAAUGUGUACGCCUUAAACCAUGUGAUCCAGAUUAUGGAAUUUGUGAAAAUACACCUGGUGGUUACACAUGUCAAUGUGUACCUGGUUAUAAAUUAAUGUAUGAUGGACAACAUUGUAUUGAUAAUGAACAUGCAAAAUCAAAUCCAAAUUUAGUAUUUCGUGGACGAGGUACAAAAGGUGUAUCAAUUGCUACACGUUUAACUAAUACAACUCAUAUAAAUCAAACAAAAUAUUAUCCUCGUCAACUAAAGAAACGUAGUCUUCAACCUAUCAUCAAAUAUACAUUAAAAUCAACUUAUCCUCCAGAUCUUCAUAAAAAUACUCAUUUUCAUUAUAAAAAUCAACAAUCCGUAUUAUCAUCUAGGCAUCAUUAUAAAAAAUUAUCAUUUAAAGGUGAUCCAGAUAUUAUUACUACUAGAAAUGGUAAAUAAGUAGUAUAUUGUUAAUAUACUACUUAUUAAAAUUAUUGUUAAGCUAUAAAGUUCUAUUUAUAUAUGUAUUCAUUCUAAUCCAUUUCAUACUUUCAAAGUUUAUAACAAAGAGAUAAAUUGGACGUUUGUAUUUUCUAUUGAAUGGCCUAUGGAAAUUGCAUUAUUAUUAUUAUUAUUAUUAUUAUUAUUAUUA
Molecule: messenger RNA, 3943 nt
Organism: Schistosoma margrebowiei
Lineage: Eukaryota; Metazoa; Platyhelminthes; Trematoda; Strigeidida; Schistosomatidae
Source: the annotation of a GenBank genome assembly